This is a messenger RNA of Arabidopsis arenosa, 2275 nucleotides long. The record is from the annotation of a GenBank genome assembly. NCBI's taxonomy places the organism in Eukaryota, Viridiplantae, Streptophyta, Magnoliopsida, Brassicales, Brassicaceae.
GUCAGGAAAUUCUCACUCUUAAGAGAGAACCCCAAACCUACAGAAUCGAUAUGUUGCUAAGAGUAUUGUUGAUUGUCCAACAACUUCUUCAAGAAAAUAGACAUGCAUCCAAAAGAGAUAUCUACUACAUGCAUCCAUCAGCAUUCAAAGCACAAUCCAUUGUGGACCGUGCAGUUGGUGAUAUAUGCAUUCUUUUUCAGUGUAGUCGCUACAACUUGAAUGUGGUUUCUGUUGGCAACGGGUUGGUGAUGGGAUGGUUAAAAUUUAGGGAAGCUGGAAGAAAGUUUGAUUGUUUAAACAGCUUGAACACUGCAUAUCCCGUUCCUGUUCUUGUAGAGGAAGUCGAAGUUUUUGUUAGCUUAGCAGAGUACAUACUGGUUGUGGAAAAAGAAACAGUAUUCCAGCGUUUAGCAAAUGACAUGUUUUGCAAGACGAACCGCUGCAUUGUUAUCACAGGAAGAGGAUAUCCAGAUGUCUCAACAAGAAGGUUCUUGCGACUCCUCAUGGAGAAGUUGCAUCUACCUGUGCAUUGUCUAGUCGACUGUGAUCCAUAUGGCUUUGAGAUCCUAGCCACAUACCGUUUUGGCUCCAUGCAAAUGGCCUAUGAUAUUGAAUCAUUACGAGCACCAGAUAUGAAAUGGUUGGGAGCUUUUCCUUCAGACUCUGAGAUAUACAGUGUUCCCAAACAGUGUCUUUUGCCUUUGACAGAAGAAGAUAAGAAACGAACUGAAGCAAUGUUGCUUAGAUGCUACCUGAAGCGUGAAAUGCCACAAUGGAGGUUGGAACUUGAAACGAUGCUGAAAAGAGGAGUGAAGUUUGAGAUCGAAGCACUCUCAGUUCACUCACUGUCCUUUCUGUCAGAGGUUUAUAUUCCUUCUAAAAUUCGUCGUGAGCUAAAAACGAUGUCGUCUCUCUCUCGCUUUCUCCUUCGUGGCAACUUCAGCUUCAGCACCCCCACGAAUCGCCGCUUCUUCUCCGCCGUUACCGCUGCUGCAGCCACACCCUCGCCACCAAGACCAUCCCUCAUCACCCUCGUUAAUGACGAACGCGACCCCAAAUUCAUCAUGGAGAAGUUCAAGAAAGCCUGCCAAGCAGAGUGGUUCCGGAAGAAUAUAGCCGUCUAUGAGAAGACCGUUCGCCGUCUCGCUGCAGCCAAGAAGUUUGAGUGGGUCGAGGAGAUCCUGGAAGAGCAGAAUAAGUAUCCAAACAUGUCAAAGGAAGGAUUCGUGGCGAGGAUUAUUAAUCUCUAUGGACGAGUCGGUAUGUUUGAGAAUGCACAGAAAGUGUUCGACGAAAUGUCUGAGAGAAACUGCAAAAGAACAGUGUUGUCUUUCAACGCAUUACUGAAUGCGUGUGUGAACUCCAAGAAGUUCGAUUUGGUUGAAAGUAUCUUCAAGGAGUUGCCAGGUAAGCUCUCGAUUGAACCAGAUGUUGCAUCUUACAAUACUUUGAUCAAGGGAUUGUGUGGAAAAGGUUCCUUCACUGAAGCUGUUGCGUUGAUUGAUGAGAUUGAGAACAAGGGUUUGAAACCUGAUCAUAUCACCUUCAAUAUACUUUUACAUGAGUCGUAUACAAAAGGGAAGUUUGAGGAAGGAGAAAAGAUAUGGGCUAGAAUGGUAGAGAAAAAUGUUAAGCAAGACAUCCGUAGUUACAAUGCGCGGUUGUUAGGACUAGCCAUGGAGACGAAAUCAGAAGAGAUGGUUAGUCUCUUUGACGAACUUAAGGUUAAUGGGAUCAAACCUGAUGUAUUCACAUUCACUGCCAUGAUUAAAGGAUUUGUCGGUGAAGGAAGAUUGGAUGAAGCCAUAACGUGGUACAAGGAAAUCGAGAAGAAUGGUUGUCGCCCAAUGAAAUUUGUCUUUAACUCAUUGCUUCCUGCAAUAUGUAAGGCAGGCGAUUUAGAGUCUGCUUAUGAGCUCUGCAAGGAGAUAUUCGCUAAGCGUCUGCUAGUUGAUGAGGCUGUCUUGCAGGAGGUAGUUGAUGCAUUGGUGAAAGGGUCCAAGCGAGACGAAGCUGAAGAGAUUGUCGAGCUCGCAAAGACGAAUGACUAUUUGCAGUGCAAGCUACGUAUCUCUCCCAAAGAGUAGUUCAUUGGCAAGGCUUAUAACUAGUUUUUAUAGUUUAUGUGUUGUCUCUUUAGUGUCUUUUUGCAAACUGCGAGAGGGUGAUUGAAUAAUUGAACUAUCUGUAUUGUGUUUGUGUUGCUUUCAAUUCUCAAAGUUAAAAGAAGUUUUCUUAUUUCCUUUUCUGGUUGGAAAAAAACGACAUGUAUUUG